AUGCCGCAGUCGUGUCGUUACAUCAACGUGUUGUCCGAGCCACCGCUUUCAGCCGCCGUGGCCCACUGGAUUUGGUCGCUCGUGGGCCACAUGUCCCACACAUGUGCCGCUGCGCGGUGCAAUGUUCCAAUGGACUUGGUGGGGCAACAUGGGGUUGCCGUGUGGACCGGCCAUGAUCCAAUGUCAAGCCAGACGCACGAAGAAGUUCAAGAGACCAGCUUCCGCGCUGGCACCAAGCGCGAUGACAUCAUCUCGGUAGGUUGGACGUGCUUCAUCCAAGAUAAAUCCGUUUGGUAA
Messenger RNA from Aphanomyces astaci, 297 nucleotides. RefSeq lists its product as hypothetical. Lineage: Eukaryota; Oomycota; Saprolegniomycetes; Saprolegniales; Verrucalvaceae. The record is from RefSeq and is a predicted model, not a curated record. The transcript is spliced from 4 exons. The coding region runs from base 1 to 297 and encodes 98 amino acids.